GCAGGAUGGCAGGCCGUCGUGCAGCAAUGAAAUCCAUCGACUGGCUGGCGUUUGCUGAGCGUCCACCCAACCAGAGGGGCAUGUUCAACGCGCUGAAGACUCGCAGUGAUGCCAUCUCUGCAAAACUAGUCUCACUGCCAGAGACUCCUGCCACCAUUGACUGGAGCCACUACAGGAGCACAGUGGCUAAAGCCGGGAUGGUUGAUGAGUUUGAAAAGAAGUUCCUAGCCAGAAGAUCCCUGAGCCUGUCGACACACAGACAAGCGCCAUCAAUGCACAGGAGGCUGAAUCUAAUAAAAGUGCAUCAGCCUACAUUGAAGGAUCUAAGGCCCGCAUCUGCUCAGUAUGAGCAAAAGCUGGAUAACUUCAAGAACAUGAUCCCCUUCGACCAGAUGACCAUUGAGGAUCUCAACCAUACCUUCCCUGAGACGAAGUUGGACAAGGUCAAAUACCCGUACUGGCCCCACAAGCCCAUUGCGGAUCUGUAAUACUUUUACCUGAAACUCACCUCACAAUAAAGUUUAUGUAUUGUAUAGAGAAA
This is a messenger RNA of Cyclopterus lumpus (lumpfish), 541 nucleotides long. RefSeq names its product ATP synthase peripheral stalk subunit d (gene atp5pd). NCBI's taxonomy places the organism in Eukaryota, Metazoa, Chordata, Actinopteri, Perciformes, Cyclopteridae. Gene Ontology annotation, molecular function: proton transmembrane transporter activity. Gene Ontology annotation, biological process: proton motive force-driven ATP synthesis. The record is from RefSeq and is a predicted model, not a curated record.